UGGAUCUCAGCCCCGGGGCAUCCUGUGCUACCGUUCUCUGAUCAGCAUGAUAGCCAUCCUGAAUUAGGAUGAAUGUUUCAUGUCUGGCCGAGGAAACGGGCCUACAAGUCCCUCAGGCUACAGGUGGCACGUUGGCAUGAGAUUGAAACCCCCCAAGAAUACUCUGAAUUCAUCUGGCACAUUCAGGCCCCUUAUCAUCCAAGACCCAUGCGAAUCUGCUCCCGAAGCAGUUUAAGAGGGUUACCAGCUUGAGUCUUAAAUAUUGGAACUCUCAUUCCUGAUAUCUCCUACCACCGCCGUUGCAAUAGUCAUACAUUCAACAUGGCGGUUGACUUUCAAGAUGACCGGUACAGCCCAACCGACUUCGAAAAGAGUGAUAUUAAGGCUCAAGCAGAGGUCCUCGAGACCAUCGCUGACUUUGAUGAUCCCAACAUCGAUCGUGACGCUGCCGUCGCUGGAGUUCUUGAGGAUGAUUCUCCAUACCCAGAGGUCCGCAGUGCUGUAGCCAACACGGAUGAUCCCUCUAUCCCUUGCAACUCGUUCCGCGCAUGGGUUAUGGGCAUCGCAUGGGCCGUUCUGAUUGCCGGCCUGAAUCAAUUCUUUUUCUUCCGCUAUCCCUCUGUGACUAUCUCUGGUAUCGCGGCACAAUUGCUUUCUUUCCCUGUAGGUAGCGCCUGGGCAAAGGUCGUGCCAAAUGUCCGCAUUUUUGGCGUAAAGAUGAAUCCCGGACCAUUUUCGAUUAAAGAACAUGUUUUGGUUACUAUCAUGGCCACUGUGGGUGGAUAUUCUGCCUAUGCUACUGAUAUCAUUGCGGUCCAACGAGUCUAUUAUGGACAAACUUACAGCUUUAUCUACCAAUGGAUGGUGGUCAUGUCUACUCAGCUUAUCGGUUUUUCGAUCGGUGGUAUCUUGCGGCGAUUCCUCGUGCAGCCUCCCUCGAUGAUAUGGCCCUCCAACCUCGUGACAUGUGCUCUCUUCAACACACUCCAUUCGCAGACAUAUGCUGGCAUAGGCACCCGCGGGGGAAUUUCACGUGAACGCUUCUUCUUUUACGCAUGGUUGGGUGGUCUCCUAUGGUACUUUGUACCUGGGUACCUCUUUCAGGGUCUAUCUUACUUCUCAUGGGUAUGCUGGAUCGCACCAGACAACAUCGUCGUCAAUCAGAUGUUUGGGUAUGUGAGCGGAUUGGGAAUGAGCAUGGUCACGUUCGACUGGGCUCAAAUUUCUUACAUUGGUAGUCCGCUUGCCACGCCAUGGUGGGCCGAGGCAAACAUCGCGGCCGGCUUCGUAUUCUUCUUUUGGAUCGUUGUCCCUUCGUUGUACUACACCAAUGCCUGGGAUAGCAAGUAUAUGCCAAUUUCCUCGAGGACAUCGUUCGACAACACCGGCGCCUCAUACAACAUCACCCGCAUCAUCAAAUCAGAUGCCUCUCUUAACUUGACUGCAUAUGAGGAAUAUAGCCCUCUGUUCCUUUCGACGACCUUCGCCAUCUCCUACGCCCUGUCGUUCGCCUCCAUCACUGCAACGCUCAUGCACUCCUUGCUGUUCUUCCGGAAACAAAUAUGGGUCCAGAGCAGACGCUCGAUGCACGAGCAGCCUGACAUCCAUGCCAGGCUCAUGACCAAGUACAGGCAGGUGCCAGAAUGGUGGUACAUGAUCGUAUUGGUGACGAUGUUUGUGAUUGGUGUGAUCUCCAUUGAGGUGUGGCACACGGAGUUCCCUGUUUGGGCUUUCGUCUUGGCCUUGGCUAUCGCAUUUAUUUACGUCAUCCCGAUUGGGAUGAUUCAAGCCAUAACCAACCAGCAAGUUGGACUGAACGUUAUCACUGAAUUAAUCGUUGGGUAUGCCCUUCCGGGCAGGCCCAUUGCAAUGAUGAUGUUCAAGACCUGGGGAUACAUUACCAUGGCCCAAGCUCUCACUUUUUCUUCCGACUUCAAACUUGGUCACUAUAUGAAGAUUCCUCCGCGGACCAUGUUCUGGGGUCAAGUCGUAGCUACUGCCAUCGCAGGAACCGUACAACUUGGUGUGCAAGCAUGGAUGUUUUCCAACAUUCCAGACAUUUGCAACCCCCACCAGAAAAACGGUUUCAUUUGUCCCAACACAGAAGUCUUCGGAACCGCCAGCUUUAUCUGGGGGGUCAUCGGUCCACAGAGACAGUUCUCGUCAGGCCAGGUCUAUCACGCGCUUGUAUAUUUCUUCCUCAUCGGCGCUGUCUGCCCGGUCGUCGCAUGGCUAAUCUCGCUCAAGUGGCCAAAUAGCUUCAUCCGUUAUGUCAACUUCCCCGUUAUUUUCAGCGGUAUGGGGGCCAUUCCUCCAGCGAGUGCCGUGAACUACGUCCCAUGGGCAAUCGUUGGAUUCAUUUUCCAAUACGUCAUCCGUCGUAAACAUUUCUCUUGGUGGACAAAGUACAAUUAUGUCCUUUCGGCUGCCAUGGAUUCUGGUUUGGCCUUAUCCGUCAUCUUGAUCUUCUUCUGCCUCCAAUACCCCAACAACGGCACAAUUGCACUGGACACCAUCCAGUCGUGGUGGGGCAAUACUGUCUUUCUGGCCACGGCUGAUGGGAAGGCUACGCCGCUGUUGACAUUAUCAGACGGUGCUACUUUUGGUCCGACGACAUGGUGAUUGCCAAUUUGCUACUAUUUUGACAAUGUGAUAUAUACGAGACCUGUAAAUCGAUAUGAC
This is a messenger RNA of Suillus clintonianus, 2682 nucleotides long. Its product is annotated as OPT oligopeptide transporter protein-domain-containing protein. Gene Ontology annotation, molecular function: oligopeptide transmembrane transporter activity. Lineage: Eukaryota; Fungi; Basidiomycota; Agaricomycetes; Boletales; Suillaceae. The record is from RefSeq and is a predicted model, not a curated record. Gene Ontology annotation, biological process: transmembrane transport. Bases 322 to 2622 code for a protein of 766 amino acids. The transcript is spliced from 27 exons.